This is a messenger RNA of Alexandromys fortis (reed vole), 4679 nucleotides long. RefSeq names its product family with sequence similarity 83 member F (gene Sack1f). The coding region runs from base 786 to 2225 and encodes 479 amino acids. Lineage: Eukaryota; Metazoa; Chordata; Mammalia; Rodentia; Cricetidae. Gene Ontology annotation, biological process: signal transduction. The record is from RefSeq and is a predicted model, not a curated record. The transcript has 4 exons. Gene Ontology annotation, molecular function: protein kinase binding.
AGGCCGAAACACACGCACACAACACUUCAAAUUAAAAUGAGGGGCAAAUUCACUGCUGCCUGCUUACAUCUUUUUUUGUUUGGGUGAUUCUUUUAGAAGAAAAAUUUUGUAGUGCCGGUGUUGAAUUGACAGCCUCUGGAGGCCUCUGGUCUCAGAACUGGGACGCGUGGGCGGAGGAAUAGGGAUUUCAUUAGCAUCUUUCCUUUCCCACACCAACUGCCCCCUACACAGUCGACACGGUCUCACCCAAUAGCAUCCACACCCGGAUCCUGAAGGCUGGAGGGGUCAGAUUGCUAAACCCCGCAGGCAUCCGGGCCAGAACGUGUGCUCUGGGCCCUGCCUGGGGAAAGAUGAGCUUGAACCGGUGGAGCUGAGUCCAGGAGGGUGCCGGAUGCGUAAAGGGUCAAGUCGCCGACCUUUCUUGCACCAAGGUGUUGUGGCUGGGAGGUGGGCGUGGCUCGCACGUGGCUCCGACUACGGCCCGGCUCCAAGUUCCCUUCCACUCCGGGGCUGGUGUCCCAACCAGGCUAGGUAGGCCAGAGUCGCACACGGCGUCGACGGGGUUGCCCCGAGGUCCCCACAAGCGUUGCAGAGGCGGCGGGCGUUCUCUGCCCGACGGCCGCGCCCGCACCGGGGCCCGCGCCGAUUGGCCGGCUGGCGGUCGCUGGGCGGGUCGAGGCGGACCUCGCGGCCAGGUGAGGCGCCCCGCCCCUCGACCGCUCCAGGUGCAGCGGUGGGGACGGCAGGGUCCAAAGCCCGGGGUCCCCGGACAGGGCUGAGGCGCCAUGGCCGAGUCCCAGCUGAGCUGCCUGGACGAGGCGCACGUGAACGAGAAGGUGACCGAGGCGCAGGCCGCCUUCUACUACUGCGAGCGGCGGCGGGCCGCGCUGGAGGCGCUGCUGGGUGGAGGCGAGCAGGCCUACCGCGAGCGGGUCAAGAAGGAGCGGCUGCGGGACUUCCUCUCCAGCAAGGAGCGCCAGGCCCUCCGCGCCGCCUGGAGCCCCUACGAGGAAGCCGCUGUCUCCAAGGCCAGUGGCAAGGCCAAGUCCAAGGCCCCGGCCGAGCCCAGCGAGUCCCUUGCCUAUUGGCCAGACCGCUCGGACACCGAAGUGCCCCCGCUGGACCUGGGAUGGACGGACUCCAGCUUCUACCGCGGCGUGAGCCGUGUCACGCUCUUCACCCACCCGCCCAAAGAGGAGAAGGCGCCGCACCUGAAACAGGUGGUCAGACAGAUGAUCCAGCAGGCCCAGAAGGUCAUUGCCGUCGUCAUGGAUCUUUUCACUGAUGGGGAUAUAUUUCAAGACAUCGUAGAUGCUGCCUCUAAGCGCCGGGUCCCUGUAUACAUCAUCCUGGAUGAAACAGGAGUGGAGUACUUUUUGGAGAUGUGUCAGGGCCUGGAACUUGCUGACUUCCGCAUUCGGAAUAUCCGGGUCCGCUCUGUGACAGGAGUUGGCUUCUACAUGCCCAUGGGGAAGAUCAAGGGGACUCUCUCAUCCAGGUUCCUGAUGGUGGAUGGAGACAAAGUAGCCACUGGAUCUUAUAGCUUUACCUGGAGCUCCUCCUAUGUGGACAGGAAUCUUCUUUUGCUCCUGACAGGGCAGAACGUGGAGCCCUUUGACGUUGAGUUCCGGGAGCUGUAUGCCAUCUCUGAGGAGGUAAACUUGUACAAGCACCUGGGUCUAGCAGGCAGGCUUGGCCUCAACUACUCCUCCACUGUAGCUCGAAAACUUAUCAACCCCAAGUACUCCUUAGUGGCAAGCAGCCGCCCUCCUCCGGGAGAGAUGAUGCGCUGGGCGGCGCGACAGCAGCGGGAAACUGAUGGCAACGCAGAGGGACAGGAGGGCAGUGGUGGUGGCGAGUCUGCCCGGCGUCUGGAGAGCUUUCUCAAUGAUCUGGCUACAGUAGAACAGAUAUUGCCCACAGUGGAUUCCAUUUCCCCGAGAUUGUCGAGAACAAAGGAUGGCAGGACGGUCUCUCAGGUGCAUGGAGACCUGAGGCACAAAUCCCAGAAUGGCAAGGGAGAAGCUGCCAAUGGAGAUGCCAUCCCGGCCAAGGAGGGCAGACGCUUCAGCAGGUUCUUCAGCCGACGAGUGAAGAAGUCUGCUGGGCCGAAUGUGGAGAACUCCUCCUCCCAAGACAUUUUUGCUGAUGGGGAAUUUCCUCUGGCGAAGAAGCCCAACGAGGGUUCCAACAUAUCAGGUGAGCUCCUGCUGCUAAACUGGUGACCCUGGGCAAGUCACUGCAGGUCCAAGUUUCAGAUUCCUCAUCUCUGAGGGAUACACGCCUUGCUUGGUGUUUAGCACACUGUAGGCAUGGGAUCGUCUGUAAGAAUUCUCUUACUCCUCCAUGGUGUUCAGGUCACCGUUAUAGUAACUUGGUGUGUAGCUCAGCACAGGAUGGCCUGUGAGGACUCCCUCUCUUCCAUGGUGCUCAGGUCACUGCUAUAGUAACUCUAAUCAAAGAAGGAAGUGUGACAAGUUCUGUUCUGUUUUUUUAUUUUAUGUGCACUGGUGUUUUGACAUGGGUGUCAGGUCUCCUGUGAGCUGCCAUGUGGGUGGUGAGAAUUGAACCCGGAUCCUUUGGAAGAGCAGGCAGUGCUCUUUAACUGCUGAGCCAUCUCUCUAGCCCCAAGUUUUCCUUUUAUAAAUGAACAAUGCACAGCACUGGCUGUGAGUCUAGGCCUCCUUCUGGCCAUCCUGCUCCUUGCUGUCUUCCAGCGCUCACCUGGUCAAACAUACCCCGUCCCACUGUUGCCCUGACCAGCUUACUGGUUUCUAUGAUAACAAUUAGAUUGUUUUCCCCAUGUCUGUUUGUAGCCAGAUUUGCCCUCUCAGAGAUCUCCUUGAAGCCCUUUUUUCCCUUUUUUUGAAGUCUUUUUCCUCUUUCUCCAGAGCGGUCUCCGAUAUGACCUUUCAUGAGUCUGGUAGUGACAUGGAACAGGCUGCUGUGGGGCCAUUCUCAUCUCAGCUUCCCUGCCUUGGAAGAACUUCUGUGCUGGGAUUUUUCCCUCUGCGGUUGCAGGGCUUUGCAGUGAUGAGAACUGAGCUUCCUGGCUGGCUCACUAUAUGAAAGCCGGUUGUGAAGUAUCUGUCCCGAGUAGCACCAGGGCUCCAGGACCCCAGUAUCCCAUAAUCAAUGACCUAGGGCAAGGAAAUCACCUGAUCAGAAGCACUUCGUGUCCUGUUGAACCCAGGGCUGUAGGUCCCUCAUAGAACAGGUCUGGGGGGUCUCUGCAGUAAGGCACCAGGAGCACCCCCCUAGCCCUGCUGCCUCCAGUGGGCCCACACUGCUCGAGCAGGCCAGGUUCCAUACGGCCACUUUCUUUCCCUUCGUCCUCGUGAUGACCCUCAUGAGUCCAAGGUGUGGAAAGUGCACUAAGUGACUGUAAGCCUGAGUCAGGGCCAGGCCUGGGCCUUGUCCUGGCAAGGGAGGAGUGGCUGGUCCCCAUUCCCACUCCCUUUGGGCUUCCCAGCACCAGAUGCUGAUGUGCUCUGUGCCUCUUGUUUGGAAGGAGGUUGCCAUGGUGAACACCUGGCAGUGAGGAGGAGGGGAAUGAGCCCAAGCACAAAGGGACUGUUUCCCAACUCCUGACUGGAAGUGAGGUAGAAGCUUUCUCUUCCUGCCCCUUACCAUUAGGUGCUGUUUCCAUAGAAACGAAAAGACCAUUGUCUUGUCCCUUCCUACUGCCUCUGGUGUCAGAUUCCCCUGCUUAGAUGACUUGGGCAGUUAGUGUUUGCCACUGCUCCUUAUCUCGGAGCAUUUGUACACUGCCCUGGAGCCAACAAGCCGACCCAUUGUGCCUUUGGGAGUGCCUGCUCCAGAGCACCCAGUCCCUGAGCAGAAGGACUAGGGUAAGAGUGGCUAACACACAUAAGAAAGUCUCAACUGUGUCGUCCCCUCCUGCAUCCUGGGGAAGAACGUAGAGGUAGCACAAACAGACACACACACACACACACACCCUGCCACCCCAUCAAGGCCCUGAAAUCCUAGCUCUCUACUGAGACCUCUGGCCCCUGAUUCUUUCUUGCUCAAAGGCAGAGCUGAGAAGCCGAGUUUUUUCUCCCAAAGACCCUUCUACACCUACACCUCUCAAGACCUAGGCUCAGGGACCUCUGAUACCUUCCCUCAAGGUGGCAGCCACUGAGCUGCUGACUGUACACCUAACAAUGCAUCUUGGGCCCCCACCCUGGGCCAGCUGGAGCUUGCGAUGGGCUGGAACCACUUCAGCUUUCUCCUCAGAGAAGGAACCCAUCCAGGGAAGGAAUCCCCUUCCCACAGGGAGCACUCAUGUUGUAACAGACAGUGGUGGCAUGAUCUUAGCUCCUGACACAUUGCCCUUCCCUCUCCAGGGCUGUCUCCUCUUCUAGAGGAGGAGGGGUAAACUAGAGAGGGCUUCUGAGGUCCCUUUGAGUUGAUGCUGAUUGUCCUAUCUGUCUCUGCUCCGUCUUGUCAGAGAGAACGUGGGUGGAUGACAGGGUGGGUGAGAGAGAGGAAGAUAGGAAAAGCCGAGAGCUGACAGCCUGUAAAAUUGCUUGAUAAGAAGUAUAUAGUUGUCAAACAGCAUGCAAAGUUUUGCAAACCCAGGUGUGGCCCUGGGGAGAAUCUCACAGAAUCGCCUCCUCUGGGGCUAGGGUGGGAGGGUGCACAAUGGAAUCAGCCUGGCAGUUUGAAGACCCAGA